AUGAGCUUGAAAGAAGUAUUCGAACAACAUCCAUGGAGGUCAUUUAAGAAGUUCAAUGAAGCUGCAAAGAGUUCGGGAUUUACUAACAGAGCUGAAGUGAAAAGGUUCUUUGACAAAAAUGUUGUACAUCAAACAAAAAUAAAUCCUUACGACUACUUUUUACCAAUUUACUCCAACACUCCUGACGCAUACCAAUUUGACACUCUCAUUCAAAGCAGAAAAGGAGGACAUAAACCAUUCCUCAUCUUCAUAAAUGUUAACACUCGUAAAGCAUAUGCGUAUAUAAUGAGAAAUAAAGGAACUCAUGAAGUGUUAAGAGUUUUACAAAAGUUUGUAGCAGAACAUAGCCCAAGUAUUUUAACAUCAGACCAAGACGGUGCAUACCUCAGCAACGAAAUCACAGAAUUUCUCAUUAAGCAUAACAUAACUCACUACACUACUGAAGACCAUAACCAUAACAUACUCGGUAUCAUUAACCGCUUCAUAAGGACUCUCAGAGAUUUAAAUCAAGAGCGAGACUUUACCGAAGAAACAAUGAAACAUUUUCUCGAAGUAUAUAAUUCCUCAACA
Messenger RNA from Trichomonas vaginalis G3, 570 nucleotides. Its product is annotated as integrase core domain containing protein family. The transcript has a single exon. Gene Ontology annotation, biological process: DNA integration. Gene Ontology annotation, molecular function: nucleic acid binding. The record is from RefSeq and is a predicted model, not a curated record. The annotation marks the transcript as partial. NCBI's taxonomy places the organism in Eukaryota, Parabasalia, Trichomonadida, Trichomonadidae.